Polistes dominula (European paper wasp) is the source of this 2452-nucleotide messenger RNA. It is a transcript of the gene Hsc70-4, whose product is annotated as heat shock protein cognate 4. Lineage: Eukaryota; Metazoa; Arthropoda; Insecta; Hymenoptera; Vespidae. Gene Ontology annotation, molecular function: ATP binding; ATP-dependent protein folding chaperone. The record is from RefSeq and is a predicted model, not a curated record.
CUGCGGCAGGGUGCGGACUCGUCACUCACGUUGCGAAUCGUCGUGCGAAGAAGUUAUUCACUAUCCUUCUGAGGAAACAUUUUUCAUAUUCGGAAACAAAGAAAAGAAACUAAAAGAAAACUAAAAUGGCCAAAGCACCUGCAGUUGGUAUUGAUCUCGGCACAACCUACUCUUGCGUUGGUGUUUUCCAACACGGAAAGGUUGAAAUCAUCGCUAAUGAUCAAGGAAAUCGUACAACGCCCAGUUAUGUUGCAUUUACCGAUACCGAGCGUCUCAUCGGAGAUGCCGCAAAGAACCAAGUUGCUAUGAAUCCCAACAACACCAUCUUUGAUGCCAAAAGACUGAUCGGGCGUCGUUUCGAAGAUCCUAUUGUCCAGACUGAUAUGAAGCACUGGCCUUUCACCGUCGUAAAUGAAGGCGGCAAACCAAAAAUUCAAGUCCAAUACAAAGGAGAGACGAAGACUUUCUUCCCAGAAGAAGUAAGCUCCAUGGUUCUAGUGAAGAUGAAGGAAACUGCAGAGGCAUAUUUAGGAAAGAACGUCACCAAUGCUGUCAUCACCGUUCCUGCUUACUUCAACGACUCGCAGCGUCAGGCAACCAAGGACGCUGGUACCAUCUCGGGCUUAAAUGUAUUACGUAUCAUCAACGAGCCCACCGCUGCGGCCAUUGCUUAUGGUUUGGAUAAAAAAGCAUCAGGCGAGCGAAACGUCCUUAUCUUUGAUCUUGGCGGUGGCACCUUCGAUGUCUCAAUUCUAACGAUCGAAGAUGGCAUCUUCGAGGUCAAGUCCACGGCUGGAGACACCCAUCUUGGCGGUGAAGAUUUUGACAAUCGAAUGGUCAAUCAUUUCGUACAAGAAUUUAAACGCAAAUACAAAAAAGAUCUUACUUCGAAUAAGCGUGCAUUAAGACGUCUGCGCACAGCUUGCGAAAGGGCGAAGCGUACCCUUUCUUCAUCAACCCAAGCAAGUAUCGAAAUUGAUUCCUUGUACGAAGGUAUUGACUUCUAUACUUCCAUCACGAGAGCACGUUUUGAAGAACUCUGUGCAGAUCUAUUCAGGAGCACUCUUGAACCAGUAGAAAAAUCUUUACGCGAUGCCAAGAUGGACAAGGCACAAAUACAUGACAUCGUCCUCGUUGGUGGUUCCACCAGAAUCCCCAAAAUUCAGAAACUUCUACAAGAUUUCUUUAAUGGAAAGGAACUCAACAAAUCCAUCAACCCCGACGAGGCCGUAGCCUAUGGCGCGGCAGUACAAGCUGCCAUUCUUCAUGGAGACAAAUCUGAGGAAGUUCAAGAUCUUUUACUCCUUGAUGUCACUCCAUUAUCUCUUGGUAUAGAGACCGCUGGCGGUGUCAUGACAGCUCUUAUUAAGAGAAACACCACUAUUCCAACGAAACAAACUCAAACCUUUACUACCUAUGCCGACAAUCAACCUGGCGUAUUGAUUCAGGUAUAUGAGGGUGAACGUGCUAUGACCAAGGACAACAAUCUUUUGGGUAAAUUCGAACUUAGUGGAAUUCCACCAGCACCACGAGGUGUACCGCAAAUCGAAGUUACCUUCGAUAUUGAUGCCAACGGUAUCCUUAAUGUCUCUGCUGUGGACAAAUCUACUGGCAAGGAGAACAAAAUCACAAUUACCAAUGACAAGGGACGUCUUAGUAAGGAAGAUAUUGAGAGGAUGGUUAACGAAGCUGAAAAAUACCGCAGCGAGGAUGAGAAACAAAAAGAAACCAUUGCCGCUAAGAACAGUCUUGAGUCUUACUGCUUCAAUAUCAAGAGCACUGCUGAAGAUGAGAAACUUAAGGAUAAGAUUAGCGCCAGUGAUAAACAACUUGUCUUGGACAAAUGCAAUGAAAUCAUUAAAUGGCUCGAUGCUAAUCAGCUGGCUGAUAAGGAAGAAUAUGAACAUAAGCAGAAAGAACUUGAAUCCAUCUGCAAUCCCAUCAUCACGAAAUUGUACCAAGGAGCAGGUGGCAUGCCCGGUGGAAUGCCAGGUGUUUUCCCUGGUGCAGGCGGCGCUGCUCCUGGUGGAGCUCCUGGUGGUGGAAGCGCUUCUGGACCUACCAUCGAAGAAGUCGAUUAAAGGAAAAAUUGUUCCCACUUGCUACUGCCCAUUCUCAAAAAUAUGUACUUGAAUAAAAGAACAUAGAACAAUUACAAGCAACUUUUUUUUGUUAUAUUUUUUUUUCUUAUUUUUAUUUUUAACAUUCUUCAGCAUAAACAACUUUUUAAACGUAUAUCUUUUCAGUACCUGUUACUUUCUUCUCACUUUAUUUAUUUAUUUAUUACUUAAGGUACUUAGGUAAUUUAUAAUAAUUAAAUUUGUAUAAUAUCUUUACAGUGAUGAUAGUAUCUCUACACUGUAUUAUAACAAUUGUAAGUCUCGUGAAGAUUUGUUAAAGUUUCUAUGUUCCCAAGAAUUGCAUUAAAUACAGAACCAUUUUCCGAAACCUA